This is a messenger RNA of Hyalella azteca, 3176 nucleotides long. RefSeq lists its product as uncharacterized. The coding region runs from base 146 to 2185 and encodes 679 amino acids. NCBI's taxonomy places the organism in Eukaryota, Metazoa, Arthropoda, Malacostraca, Amphipoda, Hyalellidae. Gene Ontology annotation, molecular function: metal ion binding. The transcript is spliced from 5 exons. The record is from RefSeq and is a predicted model, not a curated record.
UCAGUAAUCUCUUAAUCAUGAGGAGACUUGUAAGUUGUAACUCCUUAGUCCUUAUUAUCAUAUGCUCUAACGGCCUAAGAUUAGAACUUUAGAAGUUAGCGCUCAGACUGGUCACUGGAGUAGCUACUUACCUAGGGCUGCAACAAUGACGAAGCCUCGUGGAGAAGAGGAGGAGGAUGCCUCUUGUGAAUCAACUCGUGGUAAAGAAAGCAAAUUCGUCGCUGAGCGUUCUGAUUCAGGUAUGGAUGGCAAUAAAAAUACAAGUGGCAGUGGCAGCGGCAAUGCUAAUAGCAGUAGUGAAAGCCUAGCUAAUGAUUCAGGAAAAAAUGACGCAAAUCGCAAUCGGGCUGGGGGUCGAGGCCGCUACAGAGUUCCCAGCAAUUUUUGUCGUGAUUACAUCUUUUACUCGUGCAAGCGCAGAGGCUGCAAAUUUAUUCACCCGGAAGUUGACUCAGCUGAGUACAAGGAAGCAAGAGCUAGCCGCCCUGAGCUUGCCCAUAGGGAGCGCGAGCGCAGCCGCAGCCCUUUGCCCGAGAUGGAGAGUAGUGGCCCGCCAACAGUUUGCCGCGACUUCCUGCGCAACAUGUGCUAUCGUGGCAAAGACUGCCGCUAUAAUCAUCCCUCCGAUGGCGAAAAGGAGGACCUGCCAUGGCCACAGCUCUGCAUUGAUUACCGCUCUGGCAACUGCAAGCGCUAUGACUGCAGGUUUCUUCACUUCACUACUGACGAUGAGGAAUACUUCCUGAGGACUGGCACUGUUCGCCGUGAGCUAUGGCAGCAUUUUAUAAGCAUCACUUUGAAGGACUCCAAGCUGCUCAAGAGCAGACCUGUGUGCAAGCUGUUCAUGCAGAGCGGCGAAUGUUCUAUGGACGUGUGCCGAUACCGGCAUGUGUCGCAGCGCGAAUACGAAGAGGAAAUGUUCCACGUGAUCUGUCAAAUGGUGUUUGAGAAAUGUCGGCGCACGAAUCCCGAAAUUCCUCCACCCUCAGCCAGUCUUCCGCCGCCGUUGGAUGCUGACAUUCCGCCUCGUCCGGCUCCGUUCCAUGACUAUGAGCACGAGCCUGGCCGGCGUGACUAUGAUUGGCAGCAGCCUGCACCGCCACGUGAUCCGUAUGGCUUCCCUAAGUCUUUGCCUGAUGUCAUGCCGCGGGAAGUUGACCAAUUGACUAGGGAAAACAUGGACUUGCGGCGCAUAAUUAGCGAAGACAGCGCGCGUUUCAAAACCGACAUUGACCGACUUAACAUGGAUAAUGCCAAACUCCAGGAGCAACUGAACUACAUGAAGUCGAGUGGUUCAGGCCUGCCUCCGCAGAUGUCCAUGCUGCAGCAGGAGCACGCUGAGCUCAGUGCUAAAGUUAAGAGCAUCAGCGACUGGAAUGUUGAAUUGCAGGCAAAAUUUAGCACUGCGCGCCGCGAGUGCGAUGAAAUGCGAGAUUCUGUGAAGGUUCUGAACCUGGAGCUCGCCACCGUCAAUGAGGAGAAAAUAAAACUCAAGCGCAAGUCUGACGAACUCGAAGCUAAGCUGCAAGUGGCACAGGCUGGGAAGGAAGAAGCCAACUUGGCUGUCGAGAAAAAAGAAUACCUCGAGUCCAAGUUGCGGCAAUACUACGAGGCUAUGAAGCGAUGCGAGGCUGAGUUUGUGUCGGUGCUUGAGAAGAAUUUCCACAUCAGCACUCCAAAUGUGAUGUCAUAUUUCCCUUCCUGGGGCUACCUAAUGUCUUUUGUCACGGACAUCGUGUCGCAGAUCAACAGCACCGUCAGUACUCCUUCUGCAUCAAUAACCAGCGGAGUUACUUCAAGUUACGCGUACGGAGGUUAUAGUUUACCUCCUCCUUCAGUUUCAAGCUCUGCGCCGUACGGGAACUACCCGCCUACAGAUUUCAAUAACGCAUCGGCUGGUAAUACUGCAUCCUUCUCGGCUCCUCCAUCUCAAGCAGCAAGCGCUUACAGCAACAACUCAAACUCCGGUUACGGCAACAACAGCAAUGCUUACGGUUACGGCACAAGUUACGACGGUUCCUAUGGAAAUCUUGGGAAUUACAACACCACGACGAGCGGCCCUCCGCCUGCCUCCGGUGUGACUUCUGGCGCUGCAGACGCUCGCAAGGUGGGCGUCAAAAAAGACAAUCACCUCGCUCCUCCGCCCUGGAAAAACGACAACAUCAAGCGAGACAGACACAUGUAAUUUAACAUAGUUUUUAGAUGCAAGUAUAAUUUAGCUCUUAGUAAGUUGUAGUUUCGAGAUUAAAUUAGAUGCAAUAUGUUCUCUAAUGCCAGGUGCACGCGGUCUCAUUGACUAGGUUUAGUUAUAGCAAUAAUUUGUUGCUUUUUUCGUACUUCAAGUCUACUUCCAUGUAAAGCAUUUCACUCGGCAUGUUCGAACUGUAAAAAAACUGGGCCGAAAUUGAAGCUAAUCUGCUGUAUUACGAUUGGAGUUAAAUUUAUUUCAAAGGGUUAACUUUGUCCGUUGAAAUUUGCAGUUCGUGUAGAUAAAAUGGUUGGGCAUUCCAUUUCACAUUAAUAAAUGACAUCGAUUGUGCGAAAUUCGUGCUGUGCUGCAUUGUUCUGAAUUGACAUGUUCUAUGAUGCCGGGUGGAAUGAUUUUACUCGACGAGUCCCCUCAGUUACUUCUUGUUUCAGAAUCUGCUUUACGCAUAAAAGUCACCUGCCUUGAUUACAGCUGCUUGGUUGUUCCUAUGGUCAUGUGAGGCAACGGUAUUCCCAAUGGAUAAACUGUUCGAUUUUUCUCUUGAUAUUCGACACUCCCGUUUUGAUUAUUGAUGAAAUGUGAAGUAAAUGAGCAUGAGGUUCUGAGCUUUUUAUGGCUAACAUUUUCUUUUUAGUGUGACGAAGUUAAUUUUCUCCAAUUCUGCCGCGUUUGUCGAUGUAACUCUGUUUACUUUUAUCUAUUAAAGCUUAUUGAUUACAAAUAAUAUUAAUUUAUUUAUUAACAAUUUGGGACGUUCACGGAAAUGAACACUCUGGGCAUCUGUACAAUAUUACCAGAGAGAGUUUCUCAAAAGGUCAGAGCGACACUGUUGCGAACAGUAAAUUCCAAGUUAUUGGUACGUAUCGUGUCCUGAAAAGGUUUAUUAAAUUAAUUUAUAGUAUCGCUCUAGAUUAUUAUAAUUUGGUGACGUCGCAUGUUUUUUUCCAUAAUAAAUAUUCGUAAACUC